Messenger RNA from Pungitius pungitius (ninespine stickleback), 2438 nucleotides. Its product is annotated as netrin-4. The record is from RefSeq and is a predicted model, not a curated record. Gene Ontology annotation, biological process: animal organ morphogenesis; morphogenesis of a polarized epithelium; cell migration. Gene Ontology annotation, cellular component: basement membrane; laminin-332 trimer. The transcript is spliced from 10 exons. Gene Ontology annotation, molecular function: integrin binding. Lineage: Eukaryota; Metazoa; Chordata; Actinopteri; Perciformes; Gasterosteidae. Bases 460 to 2394 code for a protein of 644 amino acids.
GCGGGGCGUGCCAGGGAUAAAUAGAGGGCAAACUCCUCUCCCGUGCGUAAACGCGCAGAGCGCUGCGCCUCGAUGCGAUUCGCAGCUCUCAGAUUGUCAGUGAAUUAAUUAACAUUCGGAUGUAUCGAAUAGGCAUUUUGGGAAUGAAGUCAAACAUCCACCCGAUUAAGAAACAUUUCGUGGUAAUGUCAAAUAUGGAGCGUUUAUUCCUGGACUGACCAAUGAUCCAGCCGUCCAUCAGCACCGCAUCCACUUCUGUCAGAUAGAUGCGCGAGCUGUUACUGGGGAUGUUUUGAACUUUAGGAAGCAGUUUCCCCACCACGUGGCUCCCGGAAAGAUAUUGGAAAACUAUUGUUUUAAACGUUUUGCGCGUUGCGUAAUUUGCCGGAAAAUGCGCUCAUGCUUUAGUCAGGCUGAACAUGAUGGGAACGAUCUCUGCCGGAAGGCGUUCGUCGCAGCAUGUGUGUUGUAAACGCAGCAGAAACAAGGAUGAGAGUGCUUAAUGUGGUCGGGAGAGGACGGCAUCAGAUGGUGGUGGCCUUGUGGCUGUUCUUGGUUCUGACGAAGAGCGGAGCAGUAUCCAGAUGUGAAGGCCAUGCCUGCAGUCCACCAAUCAGGAACGUGGCGACUGGCAGGACCCUCUUCACCCUCUCAAGCUGCUGCGGGAACAACUCCUUCCACCACAGAACUUGCCCAAAUCCAGACCCCCUCUGCCCCGAGGACACCCACCCAUCCGCCCACAUGACUGACGACCCUUUCUUGCAUCCGGAUACCUGGUGGGCAUCAGGCGCAGGCAUCGGGAUGCAGGACGAGAUCCAGUUGGAUCUGGAAACACAGUUCUGUCUGUCCCACGUGGUUUUAGUGUUCCGGUCACCUCGGCCCGCUGCCAUGGCCAUAGAGCGCUCGGCUGACUUUGGAAAGACCUGGGAAGCUCUCAAACUAUUUGCGCACAAUUGCAGCGUGGAGUUUGGCUUGCCUGACGAUUUGACUCAGCCGGGCUCCUUGUGUACGUCCCGUUACGCCAGCGCUACACCCUGCAGCGGGGGGGAGGUGAUAUUACGUACACUCGACCCCGGCAGUGUAACAAGACUGGACCCGUACAGUCCAGAGACCCUCGCUCGCCUCGCCCUCACCAAUCUCCGCGUCCGACUGCUAAAAGCUCAGACCUGCCCGGAGUUGACAAGCCCCACCGCCGCCUCUGAAGCUCUAACUUCAACGGCCAACCGAGGAAGCCCAGCUUCAGCGCCUUAUGCUAUUUAUACUUUACUGGCCAGUGGGACCUGCCUGUGCCACGGACACGCCGAGCACUGUUUACCACACGACAGCAGUCAAGAUGGGAGACAAGACAGUUACAUGGUGCCCGGCAGGUGUCUUUGUACUCACCACACAGCGGGAGACCACUGUGAGAAGUGUGCCUCGCUCUACAAUGACCAUCCCUGGAGGCCGGCCAACAGCAGCAGCGGGGAGUCCAACCCGUGCCGCAAGUGCCAGUGUCACGGCCACGCAGACAGCUGUCACUUCUCUCAGCGGGCAUGGCUCUCCUCCGGUGGCACCAGUGGGGGAGUUUGUGAUGGCUGCAGACACAACACUGCCGGGCGCAGGUGCAAGCGCUGUCGCCACGGCUACCACCGCCACCCAUCGCUGCCCCUCAACUCCCCCAACGCAUGCACGCGCUGCUGGUGUGAUCCACAGGGCUCUUUGCCAACUCAUCCAGGAGAGGAGGGACCGUGGUGUCACCCUAGAAGCGGGCAGUGCCACUGCAAAUAUGGUGUGGGCAGCACAAGCUGCAACCACUGCCUUCCUGGCUAUUGGGGUUUUGGAGAGCAGGGCUGUAAACCCUGUGCGUGUCCUCGCAACUGUGAUCCAACCACUGGACAGUGUCUGCACAGCGACUCAAAUAACCAAGUGCUCAAUGUGCCCAUUGGUGGGAGAAUUCCUGAUCUGGAUCACAUGGUCACAAUAGAAGAAGGGGUACAGUGGUCGAAGGAGCUUGCGGUCUCUGCUAUGCAUUACACAGGGAAGUGUAACUGUAAGGAAAAAAAGCUCAGAAGUGUAUCGGACCUCUGUAAGAUCCACCAUGACUACGCGAUCAAGGCCAUUGUGCUGUCUGCUCAGGACAAAGGCAGCCACGCAGAAGUGCAGGUCAAAGUUCGCAAGGUCCUCCAAUCAGGCAAGGUGCCACUCUACCUGGGCACCAUCAGCAUCUAUCCUCUGUCCUGGACCAGCCGCGGCUGUACCUGUCCAAUUCUAAACCCAGGUAUGGAGUACCUGCUGGCAGGCCCGGAGGAGGCCGGGACUGGGCGUCUCCUGGUCACCAUGCAAAGUGCGGUGGUGCCAUGGACCCCACAGCUCGGUCAUCUUAUGUCAGAGGGUCUGAGAAUCGGAUGCGCGUGAUUUCAGAUCAGGGAUUGAAACGCCCUCGACAACAUGCUGCGUGA